AUGUUGAAGUCAUAGCAUCUAAUGAAACCGGAGAAGAGGAUAUGAAUAGUAAUGAUAAACCAAGCGAUAUCUUACCAAUGGCAUUGCUUACUCUCUCGAAUACCCUUGAAUCUAUCGAAACCAAUCCUCUUUUAGAAAGAUACGGGGGAAACAAAUAUUACUGGGUACAUAUCAAGCAUCCAAUGUCAGCCAUAUAUUUUACUAGGGAGAUUAAUUACAUGGACUUUUUUGGUUAUAAUAGCAAGAAUGGUGGAGAAUUAAAAUACACUGAUACUAUAGAAAACAUACAUACUCAACUCAAAAAACACGAUAGUGAACAUUAUGUAUUUGUACCUGAUCCAACAUGGCUCAGUAAACAUAAAAAAACAAAAAAAUAUACCAAAAAAUCAUUGGUCAGAACCAAUAUCAGUACCCUUAUUAGUAAUCGACCAUCUAAACAUACCAGAGAAAUUGUAGAUAUUGAAAACGAAAGAGAG
This is a messenger RNA of Racocetra persica, 476 nucleotides long. NCBI's taxonomy places the organism in Eukaryota, Fungi, Glomeromycota, Glomeromycetes, Diversisporales, Gigasporaceae. The record is from the annotation of a GenBank genome assembly.